This is a messenger RNA of Habropoda laboriosa, 339 nucleotides long. Its product is annotated as zinc finger protein 346-like. The record is from RefSeq and is a predicted model, not a curated record. Lineage: Eukaryota; Metazoa; Arthropoda; Insecta; Hymenoptera; Apidae. Bases 1 to 339 code for a protein of 112 amino acids. The transcript is spliced from 2 exons.
AUGGCUGUAUCAUCAGAAAGUGUAAUGAAUCCUGGCCUCAAUGACCCUGUAACCAAAGCUGUAGUAGAUAAUAUAAUGGGAAAUUUACCCACAAAGAAACCUCUUGUUCGUUGUGAUGACUGUGAUCUUUCUUUUACGAGUCAAACAGUAUUAGAUACACAUUUGCAAGGGGCACGUCAUGCUAAACAGAUUAGAUCGAAAAAUAUAAUGGCAUCUCUUGAAGAAACAAAAGUAGCAUUUACAAAAGAUGAAGAAACAAAUGGACUGAAGUGCAAUGUGUGUAAUGUGUGUCUGAACUCAAUACAACAACUUCAAACACAUUUGAAUGGUAUUUUAUGA